AUGAAUAGAGCAAUAUUGAGAAAAUUUAUCAAUAUUUCCGCAAUUCACUCUUUUAAGCAGGAAGGGAAAAGACAUAUCACACCUUGCAUUAGUUCUUUAUUUUUGCAAAAACGAUGUCUUGCUACACCAAGUGAGACUACGAUGACUGUAAGAGAUGCCUUAAAUAUCGCGCUUGAAGAGGAAUUUAUUCGUGAUGAUCGUGUCUUCUUACUUGGCGAGGAAGUUGCCCAAUAUAAUGGUGCAUAUAAGGUAUCAAAAGGCUUACUAGAUAAGUUUGGCCCGAAAAGAGUGAUUGAUACACCAAUCACGGAAGCUGGUUUUGCUGGUUUAGCUGUCGGUGCGGCAUUAUCUGGAUUGAGACCAAUUUGCGAAUUUAUGACAUUUAAUUUUUCCAUGCAAGCAAUUGAUCAUGUAAUUAAUUCUGCAGCAAAAAUAUUAUACAUGUCCGGUGGAGUUGUACAAUGUCCUAUAGUUUUUCGUGGACCAAAUGGUUCGGCUGCGGGUGUUGCCGCUCAACAUUCACAAGAUUAUUCAGCAUGGUAUGGCGCUAUUCCUGGAUUAAAGGUGGUUUCCCCAUGGGAUAGUGAGGAUGCGAAGGGUUUAUUGAAGGCUGCAGUGAGAGAUCCCAAUCCUGUAGUUGUGUUGGAGAACGAACUUCAAUAUGGAGUUUCUUAUCCAGUAUCUCAAGAAGUGAUGUCACCGGAUUUUGUACUGCCGAUCGGAAAAGCAAAAAUAGUGCGUGAAGGCAAAGAUGUAACGAUCGUAGCACAUUCAAGGCCGGUAAACUUUUGUUUAGAGGCAGCUGAUAAAUUGUAUAGCGAAGAAGGGAUUUCUGCCGAGGUCAUAAAUUUGCGCUCAAUUAGACCACUUGAUAUCAAUACAAUUGUUAAUUCAUUGAAGAAAACUAACCAUUUGGUGACUGUCGAAUCAGGAUAUCCCCAAUUUGGUGUUGGUAGUGAAAUAUGUGCUAUUGUGAUGGAAACGGAAGCAUUUGAUUAUCUGGAUGCUCCAGUAGAAAGGGUGACUUGUGCUGAUGUUCCAACUCCAUAUGCCGCAAAUUUAGAAGAUUUGACUUAUCCAGAUGCAAAUGUAAUCGUUAAAGUUGAUCCAUUUGUUCUUUGUUAUAAUAAAAUGGUUGCUCAACUUCGCUUUGAAAACUCCUUUUGGACUCCAAAUAAUUAUACUAAUGGAAUCACAGUUUUAUACGACAAGCUUGAACAAGGAAGAAUCGAAAAUGAGGAAAUCGUUGCAUUUAUAAGGGUUAGCAUUAUGGCACCCGAAAGGAUAUCAAUUGAGGAAUUAUAUGGUAAAAAAUUAUGUGAUCUCUCCAAGCCUUGUAGAAAAGACGGAUUCUUGCGCGAUGACGGGGCUUCUCUACGAAAAUCAUUUGAAACAGUCAAGAAUGAGUGUGGUAAUCUAGGGCAAGCACAUUUACGUCUAGCUGGCAAUUUAGCUGAAAUUGUAUUACAACCAUUACUUAAAUCUAAAGAGGGGCAUUCUAAACGUCUUAAAUCAAGUAGAGAAGAAUUAACUGGAUAUUUGAAAAUUUAUGAACGGUUAGUUGCUGACGUAGAAAAAUUACGUAGUAAUUAUGUGAAUAAAUGUAAAAUAGCUGAUGAAGCAGAGGAAAGAGCUGCCAACGAAGCAUUAGCUCAAAAAUCUUUAGAGAAAGGAAAAGUGAAAAAUAGUUUCCAAUUAUUAGUUGUUGUUCUCGGUCAACAAUCCUUUACAGAGGAUGAACUUAUGAAAUUUCUUUCACGAAUGCGCGAUGAAAUUUCUUCUCGAGAAGUAAAAUUUCCAAUAUUAGGAGUAUAUAAUGAUGUAUACAGUGGCGAGGAUAUUGUCAAAUGGUUACAAGAAAAUCACCCUAAUGCACGUACUUUGAAGGAAGCUGAAAUUAUUGGUCAAGAAUUGGCUGAUCAAGGAUUUUUACGUCUUAUCGGUGCAUACGGAAAUAAAUUUACUGGUAGUCCUUCCUCUUACUUUCAAUGGAAGAUAAAAGCUUUUGAUCUCAGAGCUACUGAAGAACCUAUUACUUUGUCAAAAAGUUGGGGUGAUUUGGUUUCGACUAUCGCUAUUACACCUAGUCAGCCAAUUGAAAAGCGUGCUCGUAAGGAGGCUAAUGAAGCUGAUGAGGCUUAUAGACAUGCAGUUAGAAGACUUGAUAAAACGCGUCAAUAUCUUGAAGAAUGUAUGGUCGAUCAUUUGAAUUUCAUGGAAAAAAGUGAAUUGGAUCGCAUUAAGGCUUCGAAAACAGCUUUCCUGAACUACGCCGCGACAUUUGGUAGCAUUAUUUCUACCUUUAAGGAUAUGUCAGAGAGAUUGCUUAUUUAUCAUGAGGCUUUAAAACCAGAAAACGAUAUUCAAUUCAUGAUUGAAAGAUAUCGUACUGGUCCAUUCAUUCCACAGGUCAUUUUAUAUAAGAAUCAGUACAACGGAAGUGCAAAUGAUCAGACGUUUGGUGUCCCACUAGAAGAGAAGGCUAAGCAUGAUUUAAAGUAUAUUCCACAGAUUGUAACAAAGUGUCUUAGUUGCAUAACCAAAGGAUUUUCUAAAUGGAAUGAUGCUGGUGGAAAAGUUGCGUUAAAACUAUUGAGAGAACAUGAUUUAUCUGUUGUUGCAGGAGUCCUGAAAUUGUAUUUCUUGGAAUUACCUGAAUGUUUGCUCACCUUUGAACUUUAUGAACCAGUGAAGAUGUUAUAUUCAAUUAGUUCUGAUGAUCAAGACGAUAAAACGCGUCUUUCCUCCGCGGCCAAUUUGCUAAUUACAUCUCUUAACGAUGUAAAUUAUCGAACUUUGAAUGCAUUCAUAUCUCAUUUGCAUCAGUUAGCCUUGUCUGUGGAACCUGACGAUAGGUUUAUCACAACUAUUUCUCAACUAUAUGGGUUUAUUUUAUUAAGGCCAUCAAAUAAAUCUACAAUUUAUCUUGAUGACAAGCAUCCAACCAAGUUAUUAAAGGACCUAAUUAUUUACUAUGACGAGAUAUUUAAGAAUUUAAAUCUUACAUCAAGCUCAAUAGGCGAAGUGAUGAGACGUUCUAUAAGCCGUGAUUCUUUGCAGUCUAAUAAAUCUACCAAGUCAAACCGCUCAUCUAUUUCUAAUAAUCGUUCCAGUCGUAGCAACAUUACAAUAAAUACUUCACCAUCUAUGAAUAAAUAUAUUAAGGACUCUCAAGUGAAAGAAAAUGAAUAUCCAAAUGGUAUUAUUCAAAAUGGUUCGGAACCAACCACUGGGGUAUCAACUAACCUUCCUAUCGAGAAUACAUACUUAAUGUCUCCAAUUGAUGCUAUAAAGGAACCAGAUUUCAUAGAAAAUAGUCCUAUAGCAGGUUCAGGUUACAGCAAAGAGGACUCGUUGUCAACUAAUCAUGGAACAACUGGAUUAGGUCGCCGUCGAGGAUUUCGACGACAAUCACGUGGAGCUAGUUCACCUUCAGGUUCAAUAAGCCGCUCAAGAAGAAAGACUCGUGAAUCAGAAAAUUGUAAUGAUCCAGAUGGCGGUUAUGAAGACAGAAUAUCGGAUUCAGGAUCAACAGAAUCAUCCCCCGUCUCACCGAUUUCUAGAACUAAUUCUAGAAAGUCAUAUUCUUCUCGUCCAAAUUCAGGACAUUUUGUAUUUCCAAACAAAUCAUUUAUUUCAGUUGAUGAUACUACGUUAGUAGCUGUACCCAUUACCCCUCACGAUCAUCAGCCAAAGAAUCCCUAUCCAGAUAAUUUGAAUCGACCAAUCAAAAAGUGGAUACAAAAGGCUUUGAAAUAA
This is a messenger RNA of Funneliformis caledonium, 3759 nucleotides long. The record is from the annotation of a GenBank genome assembly. Lineage: Eukaryota; Fungi; Glomeromycota; Glomeromycetes; Glomerales; Glomeraceae.